Molecule: messenger RNA, 2389 nt
Organism: Dromiciops gliroides (monito del monte)
Lineage: Eukaryota; Metazoa; Chordata; Mammalia; Microbiotheria; Microbiotheriidae
Gene: FCRL2
Product: Fc receptor like 2
Exons: 13
Coding region: 60-1907 (615 amino acids)
Biological process (GO): cell surface receptor signaling pathway
Molecular function (GO): transmembrane signaling receptor activity
Source: RefSeq, a predicted model, not a curated record
GGCUGAUCUAUUGCUGAGGGAAGGUCUCUUCCCAUUCAUUUACCUUGAAUCUGAUCCUCAUGCUUCUUUGGACAUCACUAUUGAUUCUUGUAUCUGUCAAUGGACAAACACCUGCUUUAAAGAAAGUUGUGGUGAUACCAAAUCCUCCAUGGACCCCUAUUUUCAAGGGGGAGAAGGUGACUCUGACCUGCAGUGGAUUCCAUUUUCAAGAUCCAGGGAAAUUGUGGUGGUUCCUUGAGCAUCAAUGGCAAAAAAAGUCAAACCCUCUUGAGGUUGAAAAGGCUGGAGAAUACAGAUGCCAUUUGGAGGGCCUCUCCCCUAGUGAUCCUGUGUACCUGGUCCUUUCUACUGAUACACUGAUUCUUCAAACUCCAUACUCUGUUUUUGAAGGAGACACAUUGCUCCUGAGAUGCCAUGGGAAGGCUAAAUCACUUAAAGACAUUUCAUACUAUAAAGACAAAAAGUCCUUUUCUUAUGUCAGUGAAAAUUCAGUGCUCUCAAUCCCUCAUGCAAAUUCAAAUCAUAGUGGUCAAUACUAUUGCAAGGCCAAGUUGGGGAAUAGAUUGUAUCCAGACACUUCAAAAGAGGUAAAGGUCCAAGUCCAAGAGCUGUUUCCACCCCCUGAGCUGAAAACCACAACCCCUGAGCCCACUGAGGGAACCUCAGUGACCCUGAGCUGUGAAACCCAGCUCCCUCCACAGAGGUCAGACACAGAGCUGCACUUCUCCUUCUUCAGAGAUGACAGGAUCCUCAUGUCAGGCUGGAAUAAAUCCCAUGUGCUCCAGAUCCCAGUCAUCUGGAAGGAAGACUCUGGGUCAUAUUGGUGUAAGGCAAAAUCAGUGACUCAGAUUAUCAGGAAACAAAGCAACCCUGUGAAGAUCAGUGUGAAAAGAAUCCCCGUCUCUGGCAUCCUCCUGGAGACCCAGCCCCCAAGGACACAACUGAUUGAAGGACAGAAGCUGGUCCUCAUCUGCUCAGUAGCCAAGGGAACAGGAAAUAUUACAUUCUGCUUGUACAAAGAUGUCACCAAUGAUUGUCUAAGAAAGAAGACACAGUACUCAUUGAGGGAAGAGUUUGUGUUCUCUGCUGUGAACAAGAGUGAUGAAGGGAGAUAUUAUUGUGUGGCGGACAAUAACAACAACACCAUCAACAGCAGCAUAGUGGCUGUCACUGUGAUAAUUCCAGUGUCUCAUCCUCUUCUCACCCUCAGUGCAGUUGAGAUGCAGGCUGCUGAGGGGGAAGUGGUGGAGUUUCGAUGUGAAGUCCUCAAAGGUUCUGCUCCAAUCUUUUAUCAGUUUUAUCAUAAGGAUUUAAUCUUGAAGACCAUAUCGGCCCCAUUUGGAGGAGCAGUAUCCUUUAACCUCUCUGUGACAACUGAGAAUAAUGGGAAUUACUUCUGUAUGGCCAGCAACAGCUUCAAUGGCCAGCGCAGUGAUAUUCUGGCACUUUCCAUCUCAGAGCCUGCAGAAAGGGUCCUACUCAUCAUGGGAGUUACUGUGUCUUUGCUUGGCAUUCUGGGACUUGGUGCUAUUUCCCUUUUGGUUUACUUCAAGCUCAAGAUGAAAUCAGGAGGAAGCCCUGUCCCUGAGCCUUCCAGGGACCUAUCCAUCACAGACCCCCAAGAAUCUGGCCAUUCAAAGUCAAUCACCCCGGUGGAGCAGCAGCCAAUAUAUGCCAAUGUGACUCCAUUCACAAAGGAUGUGGUCUAUUCUGAAGUAUGGAAUAUGAAUCAGAAAAAAAGAAAUACAGCAGACACCUCAGAGAACCCUACAGAGGAUGAGGACUCCUCAGUCAUGUAUUCUGAGGUGAAGACAUAUAGCCCCAGUGAAUCAACAGGGAACGAUAGGGCCAUGGAUGGGAGCCAUGAAGAUGUUACAGAAAAUUAUGAAAAUGUCCUGCUUUCCUGACCUUAUGAUCCUAGACCCUAAACCCAUCGAAUUCUUUAAGGAUCUUCAGUUUAUAUAACUGACUUUCUUUUCUGGUACUCUUUCUUAAAUUACUCUGAGGUGAGGCUAGUUCAUACUUUAUUCAGUGAGUGAACUUAGCAAGAAGGACCAGGAGCCCACAUAAAAUAUGGUUGUAGAAAAAUAAAGAUAAAGAAAAGGUCAAACUAAAGUCAGUCUCCUCUAAAGCCAUCUGAAGAACAGUGAGAAACUGUGCCAAAUCAAACAACAAAUUAUCACAAAAAUAGAUGGACAAAAAAAAUCUAUAUUAGUAUACUUUUGUUGUUAAGUCAGUUAGUCAUGUCCAAUUCAUGACUCUAUUUGGAGUUCUUUUGGCAAACAGUAAAAAUAAGCAUCAUUAAAAAAGAAACCACAUUAUGCUUAAGGUCACCAUAGACAACAAAAUAAAAUCAGUGAUAAAUACAUAUGCACUUAAAAAUAUAUAU